GUCACAGCAACAAUGGACUCAUCAGUCCUGGUGAUGAUCAAGAAGGAGGUGACCUGUCCUAUCUGCCUGGACCUCAUGGUGGAUCCUGUGAGUGCCAGUUGUGGUCACACCUUCUGCCGAGGUUGCAUCAAAAAGAACUAUGAGUUCAGCAAAGGCAAUGAAGGGAAGGGCAUCUGCCCUGUGUGCCGAAUGAGUUACCAUAUCAGGAAUCUGAGGCCUAAUCGACAUGUGGCCAACAUAGUGGAGAUGCUACCAGGGUUCAAGUCCAGCCCAGAGGAGGAGCAGAAGGUGAAUGUCUGUGCACAACAUGGAGAGAAAUUCGAGCUCUUCUGUGACAAGGAAAAGGUGCCCAUCUGCUGGCUUUGUGGGCGAUCUGAGGAGCACCGUGGUCACCAAACAGCUCUCAUUGAAGAGGUGGCCCAAGAGUACAAGGAAGAGCUCCAGGCAGCUCUGCAAGAACAACUGGCAAAUGAGAAAAGAUGUGAUGAGUGGGAAGAUGAUCUUAAAAAGGAGAGAACUUUCUGGAAGAACCAAAUACAGAGUGAUGUAGAAAAAGUUCAGAUGGAGUUUAAAGGACUUCGGGAAUUCGUGAACUACAAGGAGAAGAAUGAGCUGCUGAAACUGAAGCAGGAGGAGCAAGACAUUAUGAACAGCCUGGCAGAGUCUAAAAGUGAGCUGGUGAAGCAGAGGGAGUCAGUGAGGGACCUGAUCUCAGAUGUGGAGCAUCACUUGCAGUGCUCAACCAUGGAAAUGCUGCAGGGUAUGAAUUCUGUCCUAACAAGGAGUCAGAGCUUAGGACUGAAACAGCCUGAUAUGGUCCCGAGAAGAAAACAGAAAAGGCUCUUCCGAGCUCCAGAUCUGAAUGGCAUGCUGCAAGUGUCUCAAGGGCUCAUGGAUGCCCAACAACACUGGGUUCGGGUGACCUUGCUUCCAGUACACAAGAAAACUAUCGUCAUUAAUAUGGACAAAAGACAAAUACAUUAUGAAAAUGUUCAUAGAGGAAGUUUGCAAGUGUCUGCGACCUUUGGUUUGGGUGUUCUGGGAUAUCCAGCUAUCCACUCAGGAAAACAUUACUGGGAAGUAAGCGUGUGUAGAAGUGAUGCCUGGCUCCUGGGAUUAAAUGAUGGAAGACGUAUUCAACCCCAACCUCAUUCAAUGAAUGAAAUGCUCUUCAGCGUCAAAUAUAAUUGUGAUGAUAAAAAACAGGUAAAUUAUCAGCCUAAAUAUGGCUACUGGGUUAUAGGGAUGAAGAGUGGGUCUGUCUAUAAUGCCUUUGAAGAGUGCUCUGUCACCCACAAUGCCAGUGUCUUGGUCCUCUCUCUGACUGGUCGUCCUAGUCGUGUUGGAGUUUUCCUGGACAGAGAAGCUGGCACUCUCUCAUUUUAUGAUGUUUCCAACCAUGGAGCUCUCAUCUAUAGAUUCUAUGAACCUUCCUUCCCCGAUGCAGUUUAUCCAUACUUUAAUCCUAUGUCAUGUUCAGAGCCAAUGACAGUAUGUGGGCCGCCCUCCUAAACCUCACCCAUACCCGCACAGUGCCCAUGUCUGAUGUAUCUCA
Onychomys torridus (southern grasshopper mouse) is the source of this 1555-nucleotide messenger RNA. RefSeq names its product tripartite motif-containing protein 30A-like. The record is from RefSeq and is a predicted model, not a curated record. The transcript has 8 exons. Gene Ontology annotation, molecular function: protein binding; zinc ion binding. The coding region runs from base 13 to 1512 and encodes 499 amino acids. NCBI's taxonomy places the organism in Eukaryota, Metazoa, Chordata, Mammalia, Rodentia, Cricetidae.